UCAAUCCACGCGCUGGCUAGCUGCAGUGCCGCUGCUUGUGAGUGAAUUGCGAGCGGUACAGUAGUAGAGACUUUUUACCAGAGCUGCUGCAACACAAGAACAAGAUGCGGGAGAUCCAGAACCUGCAGCUCCUUGCCAUGCUCGGUCUCUGGAUGCUGCAGCUGGGAGCUGUUUCCCCUGCAAAGAUCCACGGGAACCCGGCGAACGACCUGGUGGCGCUGGUGAACGCCAACCGGACGGCGAGCAAGCUGCCUCGGCUGCGCACCAGCGCGGGGCUUGGGUGCAUGGCGCUCCAGUACAUAUCUGAGUGCAUUGGGGGCGACGCGUGCGCCGGUGACAACACGGUGGCGUGCCGGCCCCCCGAGGCCCACAUCACCGAGGUGUACGCCGCCAACUGCGGCGUGGAGCUCCCCACGGUGGACGUCAUCACCGGUCGCCUCGUCGGCUGCCACCGCCAGCGCUCCGACGCGGAGAGCGCGCUGGAGGCCGUGCUCUCCUCAGGCAAUGGCAAUGGCAACAGCACCACCGCAACCGCCCUGGCGGUGAUCCGCGGCAAGGAGCACACCCAGGUGGGCGCCGGGUUCGACCGUGCGCACCGGCACGGGCCCUUCUUCUGGUGCCUCCUCUUCAGCAGCGGCAGCGCCAACUCCACCUUCCUGCUCGAGGCCGCCGGCAAGGGCGUCCACCAGACGCAAGGCUGCUUCAGCGCCCCUGGCAACCUCUCCUGCGACGCCGCCAACGCCAACGCCGUCGUGCAUUUGCUCCUCCUCCUCCUCCUAGCACUAGCUAGUAUAGUGCUCUAGUGUGUGAGAGACAGAGUGGGUAGUUCUUGUUCUUCAGCAACUCAAAGAAUUGCCUACUUCGGCACUCGGCUGACCAAGAUUAUAGGGAAAUGUGCUCAUGUUUUUUUUUCAUUUGAGAUAAUACUUUCAGCUGCUCAACAUUAAACCAGAAAUUUCAUUCCCUGAU
This is a messenger RNA of Oryza brachyantha (malo sina), 969 nucleotides long. RefSeq lists its product as uncharacterized. The record is from RefSeq and is a predicted model, not a curated record. The transcript is spliced from 2 exons. The coding region runs from base 105 to 803 and encodes 232 amino acids. NCBI's taxonomy places the organism in Eukaryota, Viridiplantae, Streptophyta, Magnoliopsida, Poales, Poaceae.